AUCAAAAAGGCGUGUUCUCUAACUUUGGAUGUUCAUAAAUAAAAUAACUGCUCGGCGCUGACAACCUAAGAUAAAAGCUCUAAUUUGAAUUUUCAACGCAUUCCCCCUUCUUGACCUUCCCUCAAUGGCGGCAGCCUCGCUUGACCGUAUUACUCGGCCCUUCUCAAGAGGGCGGCGGCCAGCGUUCCCGUCGCACUGCGCCUGCUCCGACCUUUCCAAGAUGGCGGAAGAGCAAAGGCUCCGCCCUCCCCCGCCGGACUUUGCCAAGAUGGCGGACGGCAGUGGAGCGUCGCGCUCUCAGGAGGAGGGAGGAGGUGUCAUGGCCGCCCCCGAUGCGGUGCUGAAGCGGACGAUGGAGGCCUUGGAGCUGCUGCUGGGUAGAGCCGGUGCGGCUGCCGGUAAGAAGGAGGGGGAAGGAGAUGGCCUCGCCUGCUUUGUCAGAUGCAUGAAGCGCAGAAUUCAAGCUACAGGUCCCGGCCAUCUUCAGGAAACCAAGCACGGUGAUCUGCUGGAAUCCUUACGCUUCAGCGUGGCCACUUUGGAGGAGAAGUUGGUGCAGGAUCCGCACUGGGGUGGCCUGCAGAGGCUGAGAAGUGAGCUCUCUCUGCCGACAUCGGGGUUGCCCGUCUCGCCUGGAGAUGUCCCGUGGAGUUUCACCUGCCACGCUCUACUUCUGCUGCAGUCCCUGAAGCGGUGCCUGGCCCUCGUGGCAGCCUCUUGCCAACCGGCUCAGCCGAACCCCAAGACAGCUGAGGCUGCCCCUCCUCUGAGCCCGGACACUCUCAGCAUCGCUCAGGAGAAGACUGUGCGGGCGGCUUUACAGUUUGUCGUCACCUUGGGCCUGUGCCCGUUCCUCUUGCCGGGCGUCGGGCUCCCCCUCCGAUGCAGGACGGAGUUCAGUGCUCAGGUUCAAGACAUUGUCCCGCGCAGCCAUCUGGCCGGUGCCAUGAGCAAGCUUUAUACCACAUGCAUGAGCCUGGUGGAGAUUGCUCAGCACCCGUCUCUGGGCAGCCUCGUGCUCACGCGCCACCUUGGGGACCUCUUGGCUGGCCUGUGUCAGCUUGGAUAUUGUCCGGUGAGAAGGAAGGAGAACGAUGAAGCAAAGAGAACGAUGGGCUUAACUGAAGAGGAGCGAGCCAGGUGCCGGAAGGCCUUGCAAGGUCUCUUGGACAGAGUCUACCAGCCCCUGGUGGUCCGAGAACUGCUGUUGCUUCAAGGUGGAUCCAAGCAGGGCUCCCAUUUCCCAAGGAAAGAUCACAGCAAGCCUUGUUUGGAGCUGGCCCCUGCCUGGCUUCGGCGUCUCUGUGGGCAGCUGCUCUCCGAGAGGUUGCUGAGACCCGGAGGAGUUCAGGCCGUGGUCCGUGGCAUCCUGGAGGGUGCAGGAGCCGGAGCAGCCGGGGGCCACAGUGCCGAAGCAGCUGCGGCCGAUUGGCAGAAGUGUGACACAGUGGCCCACAUCCUGUCCUCUUGCCCUCAGCAGUCACUCUCCCUGGAGGAUUACUACCAGCAGGUGUGCCAACAGGUUCUGCAGCUGUUCCACGUUCAGGAUAAGCUGGCCGCGCGCCAGUUCCAGCGAGUUGCCACCACAACGGUCCUCACCAUGGCAAGGAAGCACCCGCAGCAGGUGGAGAAGUAUCUUUUGUGUCCCAUGCUCGAGCCGCUUCUGCGCUGCUUGAAUGGAGCAGAAAUAUCCCCGGAAGACCUGCCGGAAGGGAAAGUGCUGGUGAAGGAAGCAGAGCUCAGUGUGUGCGUGGAAAACAUUUAUAAGGUGUACGUGGUUGGCAACGAACCUUCCCCUGUAAUGCUCUCCACCCUGAAGCGUGUCCUGGGAGGCGUCUUCUCCCUCUGGUGCUUCACGAAGCAGAACGUUUCUUUUCUACGCACCCCCAGCCAGGAGAUCCUGCUGUGGUUCCUGGAGAAGAGCGAGCGGCCGACAACUCUCGCGGCUCUGGAAGGAUUCGCCCAGCUGGGCGGAGGGCCCCCCCUGCUCCAUCCGCUCUGCCAGUUUCAAAUGGGCAGUGGCGGGGGUGUCAUGAUCACCGCCAAAGAAGCCGCCAGGGACGAAGAUGAGAUGCUGUAUCAGAGAGUGUGCGCGGAGCAGUGGCAGCUGGAGCAGCUGGUGGACUUGCUUUCCCAUUGCCAGAGCGGGGGCUUAGCCGGGGACUUCUUCCUGUGCCGCUUGAAGGAGCUGACCCUGGUGGCUCAGGGAGGAGCAGCAGAAAGGGCCCCUGUCUCCCCCGAGAGGGUCCAGAGCCUGGAGCAUCGUUUGGAGCCCAGCCAGGAGCGGGACGAGAGGAAGCUGCGGGUGCUGCAGCUGGUGGCUCUGCUGUGCGAGAACAUCUCGGGCACCCUUUUCACCGACAUUACGCAGGUUGUGGAAUUUGUGGCAGCGACUCUGGAGCGGGCCUGCGCCAGCGCCACGCACAACUCGGAGAUGACGGUGGAAGCCCAGACGCUGAGCAUGGCCAUGGGACUCGUGGCCGCCAUGCUCGGAGGAGCUGUGCAGGUGAAGCCCUCCGACUUCGCCGCCUUGAAGCGUCUGGUGCCCCUGCUGGAGGAGACGUCCCAGGUUCACCCGGAGCCAGUCAUCCAGGAGCUGGCCACCGACCUCCGCAUCGCCAUCUGCACCCACGGAGCCUUCUGCUCCGAAACGGUCUCGUCUGCUGCUCAGCGUACCCUGGGCAAGAGCCACACGGGGGUAGUGGGUGACGCGAGGGCUCGCGGGAGCCAAACCUCCGUGGAAGACCCCCAAGGCGAUCCCUCCCUGCCUAAGGCGACCACGCCACAGAACCCCGCGGGGAGCAGCUUGGCUACCAAGCCUAUCUCUUCCGCCCCGGAAGGGUGCCCCCCGGCUGCACCAUCUGGCACAGAGGCCGAGCCCGGCUCCCAGGACUCUCCGGGACUUCCAGAGCUCCUCUUAGCCGCUUAUGACCCCGACAUCCCCACCCGAACGGCUGCCUUGCGCUGCCUGUCCCGCUUGAUUGAGCGCAGGACCCCGGAGGCUCGGAAGGCGCAGGAGAUGCUGCUGAAGGUUUUUGUCGAAAACUUGGAGCACGAAGACUCGUUCGUGUACCUGUCUGCUAUCCAAGGCCUCUCUUUGCUCUCUGAUGUGUUUCCUGAACAAGUCAUCCCUUGCCUGCUAGCCCAAUAUGGCGAUGCUCCCUCGGUCACGCCGAAAGCACCAACGGUAGAGACCAGGAUGAAAGUAGGGGAGGUGCUGAUGCGGAUCACGCGCACACUGGGAGACACAGUCUUUUCCUAUCGAGACCGGCUGAUCCACGCUUUCCUGCGAGGGGUGAGGGACCCUGACAGCUCCCUCCGAGCGAGCAGCCUCUCCAAUCUGGGAGAACUGUGCCAGAUCCUUCAGUUCCAGCUGGGCUCCGUGGUCCAUGAGGUGGCUUCCUGUUUGACCGCCGUGGUGCAGACUGACCAUGAGGCUGAGGUGCGGAGAGCAGCUGUCCACGUGGUGGUGCUUUUGCUGAGAGGGCUCAGCCAAAGGGCCCUGGAGGUUCUUCAGGAUGUGCUGCUGGACCUCUACCGCCUGCUGAAGUCCGUGGUGCGCUGCGAAGAGGACGAAGUCACUGUGCUCCAUGCCCAGCUGGCUUUGGCAGAGCUCGACGGCAUCAUGAGGCAGUUCCUCUUCCCGCCUCAAAGUCUGGAGAAGAAGAUCGAGGUCCUUCCGUAGGGCCGGCCGAAGAGAAGCCUCCCACUGUAUUACAUCGCCGUGGCCUCGGGAAUGUGCCAGUGACCCUCAGGGAAGCAGGAAGCGGGUCGUGGGGUAGCUGAGGUUCUUAAGCCCAGAAACGCUGUUUUCAGUGGCCACAUGUACCCAUUGGGAGAGAUAGAGCUGGGCCGCUAAUGGAAGGUGAAACCAGUGGCAACAGAUUCUGAUUUCUGCUUCCUUUCUUUCUCCCAGGCAGGGGAUGCUGCAGAAAAUAAUUUCUUAAUUAGGGCUGGAAGCCUGAGAUGGGUGGGCAGGGUGGUAGGGCUCUCCUUGCCCUAUGGACUGGCCCCCGCACCGGCUGCUGUGUUCCAGGAUCGGGUCAACCUUCUUCAAGCCAUGUGGGACCUCCUGUGACUUUACUGCGAUGGGGAAGUGUUACUAAAACCGGACUCCUCCUCCUCCUUUGUCCCGGCUCAGAGGGCAGGGGAUGCACGUGGGAGGGUAGAGGCUGUUUCAGAAUCAUUUCUGGGAUCAGCCCUUGCAAUAAAUGGGGUUUGGACUGGAAA
Messenger RNA from Pogona vitticeps (central bearded dragon), 4230 nucleotides. The record is from RefSeq and is a predicted model, not a curated record. Lineage: Eukaryota; Metazoa; Chordata; Lepidosauria; Squamata; Agamidae.